Molecule: messenger RNA, 722 nt
Organism: Aspergillus japonicus CBS 114.51
Lineage: Eukaryota; Fungi; Ascomycota; Eurotiomycetes; Eurotiales; Aspergillaceae
Product: 2-hydroxychromene-2-carboxylate isomerase
Exons: 1
Coding region: 72-722 (216 amino acids)
Biological process (GO): naphthalene catabolic process; glutathione metabolic process
Cellular component (GO): peroxisome; mitochondrion
Molecular function (GO): glutathione peroxidase activity; 2-hydroxychromene-2-carboxylate isomerase activity; glutathione transferase activity
Source: RefSeq, a predicted model, not a curated record
CUCGAAUAUCAUCUAGAGUCAGGCGAUUUUCCAGAACCUCAAGCUUCAUCCAGGCUAUCACUUCAUUCGCAAUGUCCUCCAGCCCAGUCAUCGAGUACUACUUCUCCUUUAUCUCACUAUGGUCCUACAUAGGCAGCCGACGCUUCCAGCGGCUCACCCAAGAGACCAAUGCCAAAGUCAUCCUAAAACCAAUUGACCUCAUGUACAUUUUCUCCAUCUCCGGUGGUCUACCCGUAAAGCAGCGCUCGACACAACGUCAGGCGUAUCGACUCAUUGAGAUGGAGCGCUGGCGCCGUAUCCGUGAUAUACCCAUUGUGCCGCAACCCAAAUAUUAUCCCGCCGACCCCUCGCUGGCGCAUCGCGUCCUUCUUGCGGCCAUUGAAGAAUCAGGACACGACGACCACUCUGUGCAAGAGUAUGCGCGACUGGGCCUGGAGGCCGUGUGGGCGCGCGAACUCAACAUUGCAGACCAGGGGACUAUUGUCGGUAUAGCAAAGGAGGCUGGACUUGACGGCGAGCGACUGUUGGAGAGAGCCAAGUCGGAGAGUGUUUUGGCUGACCAAGAAGCUGCGUUGACGAAGGAGGCGGAGGAAAAGCAAUACUUCGGAGCGCCGCUGUAUUCUCUACAUGGGGAGCCGUUCUGGGGGCAGGAUCGUAUUGAGAUGCUGGAGGAUGUUAUCAAAAGUGGGAGGGAGCCUAUUGUAAUACAUGACACGGAAUAG